This is a messenger RNA of Xenia sp. Carnegie-2017, 2354 nucleotides long. RefSeq names its product lysosome membrane protein 2-like. Gene Ontology annotation, cellular component: membrane; cytoplasm; lysosome. The record is from RefSeq and is a predicted model, not a curated record. The transcript has 13 exons. Bases 177 to 1712 code for a protein of 511 amino acids. Gene Ontology annotation, molecular function: scavenger receptor activity. Lineage: Eukaryota; Metazoa; Cnidaria; Anthozoa; Malacalcyonacea; Xeniidae.
AUGGAAGGUUAUGUAAAUUACCCGUAGUUAUAUGUUUGUAUUGAGCCAGUGUGAGACGAUUCAGUAUUGCAACACUUUGCGUUUGACAUACAAUAAGAUGGAGAUAUUUAACAUGUAGCUCUGACAAUUAUAUACCAUCACGACACCAUUGUUCAGCGAAGUUUAUUUGAUUUGACAUGGCUUGUGGUACACGAUCUAAAUGCUGCACAAACGUGCUUGUUCUUUUGACGUUUAUCGCAUUUAGCUUAUUGAUCGCUGGAAUUAUUGUGGCUGCUUUGGGGUCAUUCACGACGCUUGUCGAUGAUGAAAUAAAGAAGAAUCUGCCACUAAAAGAAGGAUCAACUAGUUUUGAUAAAUGGAAAGAUUCUGAUGGGGAACAGUUGAUCAAAUAUUUUUUUUUCAACAUUACGGAUACAGGAAAUUCAACUACCGUUCCUCGUCUAAAAGAAUUUGGUCCCUACACAUACAAAAAAACGGUGACAACAAAUGUGACAAAGAGAUUAGGUCAGACCUUGACAUUCUUCACUAUAACAAGGUAUAACUUUGACAAAUCGAGAUCGUGUGCUGGUUGUGAUCCCUUCAAAGAUCGCUUCACAACAGUAAAUUAUCCGUUAUUGGCACUUUUGAGAGGCGUUGGAGCUAGGCUGCAGUUACAGAAUGCAAGUACUGCUCAAAUAAGAGCUCUUCAAACAGCAUCUUUGUUACAAUCGACAGGAGUUGGUCUAUUUCGAGAAAGAUCGGUUCAAGAGUAUCUUUGGGGAUACAAAGAUACAGCUUUAGGUACUGUGUUUCAACAACUCACCAGACAGCUCAUUCCUGGAAAUAUCUUUCCCGGUGUGCAGUCAAACAAUUCGGAGGGUUACGUAACAAAAAUCCACACUGGAGAAAGUGAUGUGAACAGGGUGACAGAAGUUCUAGAAUGGCGAAACUACACGAAACUACCAUUUUGGAACAGUGACUCUUCAAACAUGAUAAAUGGAACGAAUGGCAGAAGAUUUAAACCGUUUCUCGAAAAGCAUGACACGUUAAAUGCGUUCAUAAAGGAAAUCUGCAGAUCCUUGCGUAUCAGUUAUGAUUCGAGUACAUCAGUUCGGGAUAUCGAUCUUUAUCGCUACAUUGUGAGGAAAGAAGAGCUCCUUAAUGGUAAUGUCAAUCCAAACAACAAAGGUUUUUGUGUGACCGGUCCGACCAAAGCUUGUUUGCCCACUGGCUUGUUGGAUGUCAUGAACUGCAGGGGCGGCUCAACAGGUACUCCAUUCAUUGCAUCUACUCCACAUUUCUAUGAUGGUGACCCCAAACUCUCCGAACUAUUCGAUUUGAAACCAGAUAAAGAGAAACAUGGUACCUAUGUAGCGGUCGAACCAAAUACUGGUAUCACAAUGCAAGGGCAUCUUCGACUUCAGUUAAACUUCCCUGUUUCUAAAAGUCAAGACAUACCAAGAAUUCUUUUGAACAAUGUCUCAGAUAUUCUAUACAUUCCAGUAUUUUAUACCGAUGAUUUUGCCGAAAUCAGCGAGGAGGAUGCCGAUGAUUUUAAGACAAACGUUCUCCUUCCAAAACUCAUCGCAGAAGCAAUGCCGUACGUCAUGAUUGGACUUGGAGCACUACUGCUGCUCAUUGCUGUUGUCAUCUUAAUCGUUUGUCGUUCCUCAAGAGCAGCGCAAGCAGAGUUAAGUGGAAGUGGUGGAAAGGACAACUUUUCCAUGAAAUGAUCCUGUACUCAAGUUAGUUUGUUUUAAUAGUACAAUUAAGAAAGCUUAAACUGUACCAUUGUUAAUGCAUUGAGACAGAUAAGCGGAGAACAGAUUGAGUUACAGAUAAAUCAUUAAUCAAAUUAUCGUUUCCAAAUUAAAUUUAAAUUGUAUGAGUAGAAUAACUAUAAAACAAGGCUCCCUUUUACCUAGAGAAAUCAAUUCACUACUGAAACGGCCAUGGCCGGGUACUUUUUAUAGAAGCGUUAUACAAUCUACAUGCGUGUACUAUCUAAAAAGGCUGAAAAUUCUAUUAGCUGUGUUAUUAUAUGCAAUGUUGUGGCUAAUAAAAGAUGUUUACUGUGUUUGCAGAUGAUUAUACAAACCGAGAACAAAGCCAGUGCAAACACGAAAAAUAUCUUUCAUUUCUUUUAUAAAAUUACAAUGAUGCGAAAUAGACAAAUUUAAAACAAACGUUUUGAUUUCUCCUUUAACACGUAUUCAUUGAUUGAUUGAUUUUAUUGUUUAGCUCAGAUUGAUUUACACAAUGCUGCAAACACGGCUAUAGACCAAUCAGCGUACACGUUUCAUUGCUUUUAUUUCAUAAUUUGUAAUACGAUUUACUGAUAUCGAAGUUAUUUAAUAAAUUCUAUUUAAAUAAUA